ACUGGCAGGUGUGAUCCUGGUCCAUUACUGGGCGGCAUUCUGCCUUACUGGAAACAGUGGGUGACGUCACUGCAACUACAGGCACAUCGAGUGACCCAUCAAACAUGGCCCACGCGGCACCCCAACACCAUUGAGGAACAGCCAGAUAUCCUUGUCAGGCUGGACAGAGUCUUUGCAAACUUCUGGUGCAACCUGGAGAAGAGGAUGCAUCAAUCUGCCCAAAGGCAAUCAAAUGACUGUUCAACCUCCACAGCCAUCCCUAAACAAGCGACAGACAUCCGUAGUCCCAGCGAGGAUGAAGGCCCCAAAAUAGCG
Pelobates cultripes (western spadefoot toad) is the source of this 315-nucleotide messenger RNA. Lineage: Eukaryota; Metazoa; Chordata; Amphibia; Anura; Pelobatidae. The record is from the annotation of a GenBank genome assembly.